CCUGUGUGAAGGAAAUGUGCCAGCUUCUCCAUUGGAUAGCCCAUUUGAGGAGCUGGACAGCCCAAAUAACACCGCAGGGCAUACUGCGAUGUUUACAAUCGGCAGCCAGACCAACUUGACCAACCUGGCCAGCACUCGUGGCUCCUUUCCGGAGCGAAUUUUAGAGGACUCUGGCUUUGAUGAGCAGCAAGAGUUUCGCUCCCGGUGCAGCAGUGUCACUGCAGUUAUGCAAAGAAGGGUUCAUGACACAAACCUGAAAAUACAGCCACGCAGAAGACAUGCAAGUGCACCCAGUCACGUUCAGCCCUCCGAUUCUGAGAAGAACAGGACAAUGUUGUUCCAGGUUGGAAGGUUUGAAGUUAACCUCAUCAGUCCAGACACCAAAUCUGUUGUGCUUGAGAAGAAUUUUAAAGAUAUCUCCUCAUGUUCUCAGGGUAUAAAACAUGUUGAUCACUUUGGCUUCAUUUGCCGGGAAUCUGUUGAACCUGGGUUAAGCCAGUAUGUUUGCUAUGUGUUCCAGUGUGCAAGUGAGUCUCUGGUUGAUGAGGUAAUGCUUACCCUGAAACAAGCCUUUAGCACCGCUGCAGCUCUGCAAAAUGCCAAGACGCAGAUUAAACUGUGUGAGGCCUGCCCUAUGCAUUCAUUGCACAAACUUUGUGAAAGAAUUGAAGGACUCUAUCCACCAAGGGCCAAACUUGUAAUUCAGAGACAUCUGUCGUCACUAACUGAUAAUGAGCAAGCGGAUAUUUUUGAACGUGUUCAGAAAAUGAAGCCUGACAAUGACCAGGAAGAAAAUGAACUUGUGAUCUUACAUCUACGCCAACUCUGUGAAACUAAGCAGAAAACGCACAUUCACAUUGAUGAAGCACCAUCGACCAUUUCUAACAGUGCGAUUCCAGAAAGCACCACCAGUGGUGGCAGGUUUAAACUUGACAUUCUGAAAAACAAGGCCAAGAAAUCCUUGACUAGCUCUCUGGAAAAUAUCUUCUCAAGGGGAGCCAACAGAAUGCGAGGCCGCCUGGGAAGCGUGGACAGCUUUGAGCGCUGCAACAGCCUUGCUUCUGACAAAGACGGCGAUUCCCCGCCAGCUACUCCGCCGGCAUCCCCCGUGUUCUCGGCCUGGCAGCCGUUUCCCGAGGAAGACUCGGACUCCCCCCAGUUCAGGAGGCGCGCGCACACCUUCAGCCACCCCCCCUCCAGCACCAGGCGGAGGAUAACCUUCCAGAACGGGAGGUCCCAGAGCGUCCGGUCCCCGCUGCUGCGGCAGAGCUGCGUCGAGGCGACAAGUGAUGGGGAGGGAAAGAAAAGAACAUCAACCGUCUGCAGCAGUGAAUCUCUAAAUGCUGUGGGGGCCACACUCACACCUCGCCGCAUCUCCUGGCGGCGGAGAAUAUUCCUGCAGGUAGCUUCACCUAUGAAUAAAUCUCCUUCCAAGAUGCAGCAUCCAGAUGGUCAUGACGGAAGUGAAUUGUUACCAUUAUCCCCUCUUGCUCCACCCUUGGAGGAGGACCCUCUUGUUCUAGUAUUGCAAAAUGAGGAUGGUCCAGAUAAAACUGGAGAGAGGAAAAACUCAGAAGAACUACAAAGUCUGUGGAGAAAAGCCAUCCAUCAACAAAUUCUGUUACUUCGAAUGGAAAAAGAAAACCAGAAGCUGGAAGAAGCAAGCAGAGAUGAGCUCCAAUCAAGAAAAGUCAAACUGGACUAUGAGGAAGUUGGUACAUGUCAGAAAGAUGUCAUAAAUGUUUGGGACAAGAAGUUACUAAACUGCAGAGCCAAAAUCCGAUGUGACGUGGAAGAUAUUCAUUCCACUUUGAAAGAAGGUGUACCUAAAAGUUGUCGGGGAGAAAUUUGGCAGUUCUUGGCUGUGCAACAUCGAGUCAGACACAGACUGCCAAACAAGCAGCAGCCUCCUGACAUCUCUUACAAAGAACUUCUGAAACAACUGACUGCUCAACAGCACGCCAUCCUUGUAGAUCUAGGACGGACGUUCCCUACGCAUCCUUACUUUUCUGCCCAUCUGGGAGCAGGACAGUUAUCACUCUUUAAUCUCCUGAAAGCAUACUCAUUGCUGGACAAAGAAGUGGGUUAUUGUCAAGGUAUAAGCUUUGUAGCUGGAGUGCUCCUUCUACAUAUGAGUGAGGAACAGGCCUUUGAAAUGCUGAAAUUCCUCAUGUAUGACCUUGGCUUCCGUAAACAGUACAGGCCAGACAUGAUGUCGCUGCAGAUUCAGAUGUAUCAGCUCUCAAGGCUUCUUCAUGAUUAUCACAGAGACCUGUAUAAUCAUCUUGAAGAAAAUGAAAUCAGUCCCAGUCUUUAUGCUGCACCGUGGUUUCUUACACUGUUUGCAUCUCAGUUUCCAUUAGGAUUUGUAGCCAGAGUAUUUGACAUUAUUUUUCUUCAAGGAACGGAAGUCAUAUUUAAAGUAGCGCUGAGCCUACUUAGCAGUCAAGAAACCUCUAUAAUGGGAUGUGAGAGUUUUGAGAACAUUGUUGAUUUUCUUAAAACCACUAUUCCCGAUAUGACUCAACCUCAAAUGGAAAAAAUUAUUACCCAGGUGUUUGAGAUGGAUAUUUCAAAACAGCUCCAUGCCUACGAAGUAGAGUACCACGUUCUUCAGGAUGAACUGCAGGAAAAUGUGAAUCUCUCUGAUGAAGGUGAACCCCUGGAGAAGCUGGAGAGGGCAAACAGUCAUCUGAAGAGACAAAACAUGGAUUUGUUGGAGAAGCUACAGGUUGCUCAUGCUAAAAUUCAGAGUCUGGAAUCCAGCCUGGAGACUAUUUUGACUCGAGAGAACAAAAUGAAGACUGUAAUUCAGUCCCUGGAACAGGAGAAGAUAACAUAUCAAAAGACUCUUGAGCAGAUAAUGAAGUAUUUGCCAGCAGAAGUGUUGUCUGACUGUGAACUGCUCCUGAAGGAAGUAAACUACAAUCCAAAUAAUAAAAUAAAAUAAGGACUAAGCCAUAAACCAGGGUUUUCUAGGCAGCAUUUCUUCAAAAAAGGGAAGGAAAAGAUGAGUAUGCUGCUUUCAAAGGACUUAGCAAUAGGCAACAGUAUCAUCCAGAACUAGUGCUGGGACACUCAUAGCUACAGAUGGGCCUUCAAAUGUCAGUAUGCAAAUUCAGGCUGUUAAUUUUUUUAUGAUUGUGUAAAUAAAUCACAAGGGGGAAAUAAAGGAUUCUCACGUGUAAUUAUCAUAAAUAGAUGUAUAUUUAGAGUUGACCUAAAGGAAAAGAGAAAUUUCAGUAAUCAAAGCGAAGAUAAUGGUGUUUUACAAAUUCACUCUGGAUGUGCUUUCUCUUGUAGUGAAAUGAGGAAUGCGUGUCUUUAUAUAUAAUGUAUGUUGAAUAAUACUUGAAGAAAAAAAAAGAAGAAUGUAAUUUUCCCUCCAAAGAGCAGCACGUUUCACAUCUUCUGUGGAAAAUCUGUGUGAACUCAUGCGUGCCUCUCUUAAUUCUACUGACAUUGUGUGCACAGACCAAUAAGCAGAAUAAGUAUCAUGACUUGGUUCGUACAGAAAGAGCUCUAGUGCCAUCCGCUGCCUGGGCUGUACUGGUCAGCAAUGUAAUUCCACAUGCAUGUUGGAACUGGAAACAAAAAGCAUCAUGUCAUAGCUCCGCCUCCAUAGCUCAAUGCUAAGAAAUAGGUAUCUAUACACACCCGCAGAACUUGUAAAGACAAGAGCUAACGGUGACUGCUACUUCCUUCCCCGGCCUGUUUGCUUCCACCUGUCCUGGGGCUGGUCAUGAUGACAAGAGGAAGGAAGCAAGGCUGUGGGGUGGUAUUUAUUCUGAUGUUAAUUUCCUGCAGGAGACUUGCUGUCAUAAGACUAUGGCAUGUAAGAAGUUCUCAUUUAACCAAAGAAAUACUACAAGAAGCCUUGUCUUAUCGUAGUGGGAGCCAGAAAGCUGUUCUUAAAUUUUAUUUGAAGAGAAAAUUGAGGCGGGUUGCAGGAAGUUGAGCAUAAAGUGCACGAGAGAGGACCAAGCAAGUUUCAAAUAUUAUGUACCUUUCAAUUCUCACAUACACAGUGGAUAUACAUUUCAAAGGGGAUUCUGAAGUACAGGUGCAGUUUUAAUAAUGCUUUCCAGGUUAUUCCUGUUUUAAUACUGCUUUGUGGUCUUCUUUUUAAAACAGAAGUUAUGAAUUUGUGUGUUCUGGGCAGAAGGUAGGUAAGCUCUGAUCAUUUCAAGGGAGAAAAUAUGUUUAUAAAGGUAUAAAAAGAUGCAUAUAGAUUUGAAAAUGUUUUUGAGUGGAAUUUUUGAGAAGACUUAGACAACUGUGUAAUAGACACGUAUUUUGGAGUGCAUGUCUGAACCGUUAACUGAGUGUUACAGUGGCUCAUGUUAUCUCUUACCAUUUAUACUGUAUUUCAGGAAACACUUAUUCUUUUUAGUAAGAAAAACAAUUAAGCGAAGUGCCAAAUCCAGCAGUGUCUUUAUGCAUAAGAUUGUCCAAUUUAGAAAGCAAGGACUGAAUAUCACGGCUCUUUAAGUAUUGUGCUUUAUGUUAACAUAGAAGUGAGGAACAGCAAUGCUGAUUUGCUGCACGCUGCUGUGGAACUUAGGGGCUUGGGGGUCUCCUGUUCUUUUGUUGUUGUUGUUUUUUACUUCCAUGGUGUUUUAUUUGAUUAAAGAUAUUGAUUUACUUAAUAGUCUUUCUUUUUACAGUUGGGGUGCAAGGUCUUAACACUGUGUAUAAAAUUAUGUGGAAUCUGUCUA
This is a messenger RNA of Pygoscelis adeliae (Adelie penguin), 4718 nucleotides long. RefSeq names its product TBC1 domain family, member 4 (gene TBC1D4). The coding region runs from base 89 to 2950 and encodes 953 amino acids. The transcript has 19 exons. The record is from RefSeq and is a predicted model, not a curated record. Lineage: Eukaryota; Metazoa; Chordata; Aves; Sphenisciformes; Spheniscidae.